AAGUUUGCCAUCUUCUGCUGCUUACUGACAUUUUGUGUCUUUCAAAUGGUCCAUGCAGAUCUGGACAAAGAUGUGAAUUCUUAUUACACGGAAUAUCAGAAUACAUUGCAGAAAUAUGAAGAGAAAAGAGGAAUAAAAAUUACGCGUCGUCUUACUGAUGCGAAACGUGAGAAGAAGGAUACUCAAACCUGUAGGAGCAAAUACAAAACCGCCAUUCAGUCUUUUUAUACUGAUUCUGUUAAUCAUUGUUGGAAUCCAUGCAUUACCAGUGCCCUUGCAAACAAUGACUACCAGGCUGCGGUAGAUUGCUGUAGUAAAAAAUAUGAGGAUGCCAAGUCUCAGUGGAAUACGGAUCUAGAUAAAGUCGAUGACUGCAUUGAUAAAUUAUAAUCUAAUUAUAUACAUAUAUAUCUAUAUGUACUCUGUACUGAUUCUGCUUGGCAAAGGUUUUCUGCAGUUUUCCUCUCCCUUGAACAAAUGUACGAACCAAUGCGUUCGCUGUUAA
Belonocnema kinseyi is the source of this 505-nucleotide messenger RNA. RefSeq lists its product as uncharacterized. The coding region runs from base 46 to 390 and encodes 114 amino acids. The transcript has 4 exons. The record is from RefSeq and is a predicted model, not a curated record. NCBI's taxonomy places the organism in Eukaryota, Metazoa, Arthropoda, Insecta, Hymenoptera, Cynipidae.